AUGGCCAAGUUCCUCAUCCCUUUUACGGAAUCUUCCCAUGCUGGGCAUUAUCUCUGUCUAUAUCACAAGCCUCCUAGUUGGUCAGAGGAGAGUGAUACCCUGGAGCUGGUGGUGACAGUGUUGCAAACUGGGCUGUACCAGGCAAAAUUCUCCUUGAGGAACGUGACCUUUGUCUACGGGGGCACCUACAAGUGCUAUAGUUCCGAAGAUUUAUUCCCCUACGUGUUGUCACAACCCAGUAACCCCGUGGAGCUUGUGGUUUCAGAAUUCUCUGCAAACCUCGACUCCUCACCGCAAGAGCUCAUUCCAGCAUCUGUCGGAAAGUAUGAUGGAGGCAAAUAUUACUGUUACUAUGAAACCACUUUGGGCUGGUCAGCACACAGUGACGAACUCGAGCUGGUAGUGACAGGAAUCUUUGACAAUAAACCCUGCCUAUCAGUCCUGCCCAGACCUGUGGUGACCUCAGGGGAGAACGUGACCCUCAAGUGUUUCUCACAGGAGGAAUAUGACAGGUUCAUUGUGACCAAGGAAGGAGAACAGACAGACCCCAUGAUCAUGGAGUCGCAGAAGACAUCAGCUGGGCAGUUCCAGGCCCUGUUCUCUCUGGGCCCUGUGACUCCUAGAAGUAGUGGGACAUUCAAAUGUUAUGGCUACUACAAGGCAAACCCAUACGUUUGGUCAGAACCUAGUGACCACCUGGAAAUACAAGUCUCAGCCUCAGAAAACCAGGAUCACACAGUAGAAAAUCUCAUCAGGUUGGGAAUUGCUGGCUUGGUCCUCAUAAUUCUUGGGGUUCUGCUUCUUGAGGCUUGGCAAGCCAGAAAUGGACCUACUGUGCGGCUGGGAAGUAAUCAGAAGAGAAAGAAGAACGUCGUUCAAGGUCCCAGAGUCUGA
Molecule: messenger RNA, 894 nt
Organism: Cricetulus griseus (Chinese hamster)
Lineage: Eukaryota; Metazoa; Chordata; Mammalia; Rodentia; Cricetidae
Source: RefSeq, a predicted model, not a curated record